Messenger RNA from Eublepharis macularius, 1791 nucleotides. RefSeq names its product interferon-induced protein 44-like. Gene Ontology annotation, molecular function: GTP binding. NCBI's taxonomy places the organism in Eukaryota, Metazoa, Chordata, Lepidosauria, Squamata, Eublepharidae. The transcript has 8 exons. The record is from RefSeq and is a predicted model, not a curated record. The coding region runs from base 217 to 1587 and encodes 456 amino acids.
ACUUUGCAAGCAGCAAAUCUUGCCGGGCCCUUUCUUGAAACGUUUGGGAAUUUCCAAUCCUAUGUCUUACCCCCCUCCCCUUUCCGUUUGUGUGUGAGAACAUUUCCUCAAACCGAGGGCUCUCGGAACAGGUCUUCAUUUCGCUUUCGCUUCUGCCUUACAACGGAGAGCGAGAUCCACCAGGGACCACAUCGAGAAGGGCAGCGAGAAAUCAGAAUGGCUAAUGUCAAAUCCCGAUUGACCCCUCAGGAGAAAACACUAUUGCUGCGUCUCUUGGGAAGCAAGCACAUAAGCCUUCUCUAUAAGGCCUCUGUUCAUGACUUCAAUAUUAACACAUUCCAUUACAUAUGCAACCGACAAGGCCCGACUGUGGCAGUGGCAUACAAUGCAAACGGUUAUAUUUUUGGAGGCUUUACUGUUCAGAGUUACAGUUCAUCUGGGGCAUAUCUAAAUGAUGACAAAGCUUUUCUCUUUCGGUUGAAAGGGAAAGAGAAUGAAUCCAGCCCACUAAAAAUCCCAGUCAAAAUUGCCAAAGAGGCUGUGUAUGACAACGGUGAAUAUGGUCCUUAUUUUGGAGCUGGCUCACUUGUGCUGUUGUCAGAAAACAAAGCGGCAGUUGCCACAAACACGGAUGUUGCCUCCUACACUUUCCAUGCUGAAGAUUUACAUGGGAAUGACCAGGUCCUUAUAGAAUGUGAAGUCUAUCGUGUUGAAGAUGUUGGAGAUUUUAUGGAGGUUCCAUGGAGGAAGAUUGGAUGGACACUUGGGGAAAGAGAGAAAUUGAUGGAAGAAAUAAGAACUUACAAGCCUUACCUGAAUUCAGUGCCACAAUUCCGAGUUCUGAUUCUUGGGCCAAUUGGAGCUGGCAAAUCCAGCUUUUUCAACUCUGUGAAUUCUGCAUUUCGGGGUUAUGUGACAAGCCAAGCCAUAGCAGGAUCAGAUUCCACAAGUGUGACUAUGCAGUAUAGGACCUAUCAAAUUAAAUAUGGAAGGGAUGGAAAUCCAGUGCCCAUCAUUUUUUGUGACACCAUGGGACUAGAAGAAAAACAAGGAGCUGGACUGGAAAUUGAGGAAGUGCCUAACAUAUUAAAAGGACAUGUUCCUGAUAGGUACCAGUUCAAUCCCUCCUCCAUCAUACAUCCAAAUGCGCCUGGCUACAUCAGGAACCCGACUCUGAAAGACCAGAUUCAUUGUGUUGCAUUUGUAAUUGAUGGGUCCAAGGUGGAGAUCCUUCCUGAAAAUCUAGCGGCAAAGCUGAGAGAAAUUCGACGUAAAGCAAAUCUGCUAGGUGUGCCACAGCUGGUUAUAAUGACUAAAGUGGAUGAAAUUUGUCCUUGUCUUGAGGAAGAUAUUUCAUACGUGUACAAAAGUAAACCUGUUGAGAAGCAGAUGCAGUUAACAGCAGAAAGACUUGGCAUCCCUCUAUCGCAGAUAGUUCCUGUUAAAAAUUAUUCCUCGGAGCUGGACAUUAAGUUUGAUGCUGAUAUCCUCAUACUGAUGGCAGUGAGGCAAAUGCUACGCUUAGCUGAAAGCUUCCUUGACAAUGUCCCUUUGGACAACAAUUCUGAUUUGGAAUUGUACAAGUAACCAUGACUCUGCUGCCUUAAGUUAGUUUUGUCUCUGUUUUUGAUGUCUUCAGGUUGAUUAUGCUCAGACCUGAUGCUGCUUUACUAAUUUUAUAGAAUUGCUUAGUCCACAUUUUAUUUUGCUGCAUUAUAUUGAAAGUUAUCUGUGGUUUCUCAGGAAAAUAUAUUUUAAAAUGUAAGGCAAUAUUAAACAGCAUUGAAUUGU